UGAUAAAGUGGGAACACGACCUUUGGAUGUUUAGGCAAACGUGAUUUUUCAUGUGACGUUGGUGUGAAUGGUCGCCAUGGUGAUUUGCUGGCAGUCCGACCGCAGGGUUCGUUUUGGGGUUUUUUUAGUAAUUAAAUUUAUGAAAAAGACCAAAGUGUCGGACACAUAUUGACAAGUUAGAUAUCUGUGCUCAGACAAACCUCUCAGAAGCUGAUAUUUCUUAGGGACACGUUACUCUGUUUCUGCACAUGAGGCAUUUCUUUUGAAAUUCUUGACCGGAAUAACUUUUUUUUUUCUGGACGGAAGUCAGUCAGCAUGUAGAGAACUUAAAUGUAGUUUAUGCUGCGUUGUGGAAUAUUUUUUUCCUUGGUGUUUUUACGUCUGUAGCGUUACUUUACCGUGCUUGUCUCGGUUAACAGUCGUUUCAGUUUUUGCUCGGUCGGUCAGCUAGUUAACUCUUUAAGGUUUCCGUUAGCCACCGUUAUGUUGACGCGACAGGAAGUAUCGCUAACUUAACGUUAGCACUGAAGUUAGCAGCGUCGACCAAAUAACGGCCGAGCCAGUUAGCACCUAGGCCAGGAGCCAGCGAUUAAACACUAUCAUUUUAAUUGUUUUUCCGAUUCGAUAGGUUAUUUACUUGGCUUUUUUGUAACCUAUCUCGCUAUUUCGCUAUUUUGUCACGAUAACUAUUAGCAACCUUUUUAACUGUUUAGUCUGGCUAGCUGAGCUAAGUUACCGUUCAGAGAAAAUAACGCUACGUCGCGGUCAAAACUGGCUCAGCUUACGCUUUUCAAAGUUGUCGAUGUGUAUCGUUAUGAUGAAGUAGCUGUUGGAUAAGACAGCUGCUAUGGUGCCUGCGCCACGGCUGCACCUGCCAAGUUGAACGACUGCCAAGUUGAACGACACCUGGUCCAGCAUGAAGGCCCUGGGAUCCAGAUUCUCUUUCUAUGCGGGCUUUGUGGUGGGGACCUUCACACUGUACGUGUUUCUGCGGCAGGUGUGGUUUGAGAGGACUUUAUCAGAGCAACAAGCCAGCAGUUUUGAAAAACUUCAUGACCACCAGCAACAGCUUGAGGAUGAGAGGAAGAUAUGGAAGAAGGAGAGGUCUGCUCUUUUUAACCUGAAACACCCUCAUCAUACAGGUGAGGAUAGCCGUAUGGCUGAUGAACUAUACAAAAAGGUGCGUAUUCUCUGCUGGGUGAUGACCGGACCCAACAACCUGGAGAAGAAGGCUCGGCAUGUGAAGACCACGUGGAGUCGCCACUGCAAUGUUGUGGUCUUCAUGAGCUCCGUGGACGACCCCGACUUCCCAACAGUGGGCCUGGGUACCAAGGAAGGCCGAGACCAGCUGUACUGGAAAACCAUCCGGGCCUUCCAUUAUGCGUACGAGCAUCAUGGUCAUGAAGCUGAUUGGUUCCUCAAGGCAGAUGACGACACUUAUGUAAUAGUGGACAACUUGCGUUGGGUUCUUGCAAACCACACCCCGGAUGAGCCUAUUUAUUUUGGCCGAAGAUUCAAGCCCUACACCAAGCAAGGCUACAUGAGUGGUGGUGCAGGCUAUGUGCUGAGUAAAGAGGCUCUGCGGCGAUUUGUAGAAGGAUUUAAAAGCAAAUUGUGCACUCACACUACCUCAGUAGAGGACCUGGCGAUGGGGCAGUGCAUGGAGAAAGUUGGGGUGCUGGCAGGGGACUCCAGAGACACUACGCACAGGGAGACAUUUCACCCCUUUGUCCCUGAGCAGCACCUCACUGCCAAGUUUCCUAAGAGCUUUUGGUAUUGGAGCUACUGCUACUACCCCAUCUCAGAGGGUCCAAACUGCUGCUCAGACGUGUCGGUGUCCUUCCACUAUGUAGAUGCUUCACGCAUGUAUUUAUUGGAGUACUACACUUAUCACCUGCGUGCCUUUGGCUAUAAAUACCGUUACCAGCCUCCCACUCCACUCGGCUACAAUCUUGAGGAGUUGAGUUCCUGGGACGCCGCUGAAGGAAAAAAAGAGCCGGCUUCUCAGGAAAAAGGGCGAGGAGAGGGGAACGAUCUGCCUAGGACUGACAAAAGACAGGAUGCAGAUCCCCCUCCUGCAGCUGGUGAAGGCCUCCCUGCUGCACCAGCAGGCAAAUAACAGUUGGACUGUAUGGGUGUGUUAAGAGGAACUGAUCAUUAGUGAGGGGAGAAUGUGUGUUUUGAGUGUUUACUUAGUCAUUCUGGUAAUCCUGGCUCACAUUUCUACAAUACUAGAAAAAUGGUCCACUUUGAUCUUAAGUGUCCCCACAAAUAAGUGCAUUGCUUGAGGAUUCUCUAGCUGAAGGACUGCUACUAAUGCGUACUGUGACUGCAAGACUGAUCUUGUUUUUCAGGUUGGUUAGGUGGUUAUUACAACAGACUCUUUAAAGACGAACGUUAAACCUAACCUAAUCUUUUAAACACACUUUCUUUUAAAGUCGGUAAUAGCUUUCCGUACACCUGUUUAAGGUGUGCUGAAGUGAAAGUAGUUUCCAAAGCCAGUUAGAUUUGGUUUUGUCCUUUUUUUUUUUUUUUUUUUAAUCCUUUUUAUGAAGAAAGUAUUCCCACCAAAACUUGAUCUACCACUCUCUGCAGUGAAGUGGUACUUGACUUGAUGGAGUUUGUUUGACUUGAUUCACACAUAGGUAGCUAUGUGCCUUGGAGGCCAAUGAGACACAAGUAUGCGCCUUGAGCUAAUCAGAUCUAAUCAACAAGUGUGAAGUCGACUAAGAUGUGUUGCAGCUGGUCAGAGUCGUAGUAGGAGGAGCACAGACAUUACUAAUAACAUAAAAAUGACUUCAUGUAAUGUUCCAGUAAGCCUGGACAGUGUGACAGUAAGCUGGCAUGAGCAACACCAUGGCUCUGAAACUUAAACAGCUAAAUCAAAUUCAGUCAUCGUUAAUUUUAUUUAGUUAAACUUGUGCUUUUUCUACUCUGACAGGUCAGAAUAUCGUCUGUGCAAAAGACCUACUCAUUGAUAUUAAAACUGAGUGCCUGAUCUAGUGCAUUCGUUACGUCGACCAUGCUGUGUUUAACCUGUUUCUGUGUUUGCUUCCUCCACACUUGACUAGAGCUGCGGGCAAAAACAUCGUCACAACACAGAAAUGUAGUUCUGUGUUGAAUUAGGAACGUUUUAUCAGUUAUAUGUUGUGGUGGCAUUAUUAUUAGAGUCCUGUUUUUACUGUAAUUUUAGGUUUAUCAAGGACAUUGUAACAUGUGAAAGUGAAGGCAGUUUUCUAGGUUGAAAUGCAGCGAAAUAAUUUUGAAUAGAAUAAUCGUUCAACAUUCAUCAGAAUAAUUGCGAUUACUAUUUCAGCCAUAAAUUUGCAGCCCUAAUCAAGUGUCAUGGAAUGGAAAAAGCUCAGUAUAUAAUACACCUUCCCAAAACAUUACAUCUGAAAAUACAGAUAUAAAGUUUCAUAGGGAAACAUUGUUCAUGUUUCUCUCUGGCUAACAGAUGCAGUGGCGUGACCUUGUCUGUCUGAAUGCUUUAAAAAAAGGACAUUCAUCUACAUUCCAGCCAAACACCACACAAAAGAUGACACCAAAUUUAAGUCCGUAUCUGUGUCUGCAGUCCUUCUAACAAAACGCUUGGAGAAAAUCUUCUUUGAAGCAAAGCUGUCCUCCUGUCACUUUUUAUUCUUGGAGCUAGUUUUUAUAAUGACCGAAUCUUCGGUUAACAGCCAACUUUAAGGAUAUUGACCUGUCUUCGGUUGUUAGACACACCUGCAGCUGGACGAGGACGUUGUUAGUUCAGUGAUUUGUCUGUGUAAUGAAACUUUGUGUACAUUUAACCAUCUGUGGCACAUUGUCUCUCUACAUCCUGAUACCGGCACUGAAUACACACACAUCAGUUCCCCUUGUCCUCCCCCAGCGGACUCAUUAGCUUGUGCCUUUUUGUAAAUUGAGAUUGUAUGAGCCAUCAGCUGCACACAUGACUUUGCACUGUGACAUUACCAUGAUGAGAGUGAUGCUUUCAGAUGGAGUAUUAUUUAAUUGAAUCCUUCCAAUAUAUGAGUAUGGCCUUCUGGUAAGCCAGCGGAUGACUUGUUCAUGACAGCAUUUUUUUUGUUUGUUUGUUUUUUAAUAAGAUUUUUUUUUGUUUGUUUUAUACAAUUUUAGUUUCUGCAACAUUGUGUGAUUUUUAAAUUCUGGGUGGCCCAGAUAGAAUUGGACCUUUUUAUUUUGUAGUUAGUACAUGUUUGUAUAUUCAAAUUCAAAUACUCAUGAUGUUUUCGUUACUACUUUGUAACCAAAUAAGGAUUAUUGUUCGUGCUUAAUUCUGUUGGAGAUACAGUAAUUACCAAAUACAGAAACGGCUCCAGUAUUUAGUGAUCAUUCAAACAAAACAAAUGUGUUCUACUUAAUUUGUGAAAAGAAUUAUUGAAUGCACUUUUGAGUGUUACAAAUUGUUUUUUUUUUUGCCAUUUUAACCACUUAAAUCUUUUUAUUCUCGUCUAAAAUGUAUGAGGUAACUAAUGCCUAUCAAAAUGCCUUUUGUAAAUGUUUACACUCAGUUUCUCUCUGUACAUGAACACAGAGCAUGUUCAGUUUUGUUUUUUGUAUUAAAAAAUGGGGAAAGUCUAGUUUAAACCAAAUUAGCAUGUUUUAAAUAAUGGUUUCUUUUAAAAUGAUUGCUUUCACUUGAAUUAAUAGUCUUGGGACAUUUCAGUGGGAAAGGGCUGAUUGUUACCAUCAGUGGACUCAAACAUAUUAGUGAUACAACACAUCCAGUCCUUGACAAUCUACUUCAUACAACUUUCACAUUUUAUCAAAGGGAAAGGUGUACAGUACUGUAUUUAUAUUUGAAAUGUAUUUAUGUUGGUAUUGACGUCUAAAUUGAGUCGAUACACUUGAGCGUGUAAAUGAAUCUGUGAGCGCACGUGAUCGGUGUGCAGGAUUGUUUUCAGUGAAUGAUACUUUAAUCACUAUAAAUAAAUGCAUAUUUUACAUAGA
Molecule: messenger RNA, 4956 nt
Organism: Thunnus maccoyii (southern bluefin tuna)
Lineage: Eukaryota; Metazoa; Chordata; Actinopteri; Scombriformes; Scombridae
Gene: c1galt1lb
Product: core 1 synthase, glycoprotein-N-acetylgalactosamine 3-beta-galactosyltransferase, 1b
Exons: 4
Coding region: 917-2119 (400 amino acids)
Cellular component (GO): membrane
Molecular function (GO): N-acetylgalactosaminide beta-1,3-galactosyltransferase activity
Source: RefSeq, a predicted model, not a curated record